UCUUGCUCUUACCCAGUUCGAAUUAUUCACAUGUUCUCCAACUAUGGGCUGCCUAUUUCUUGUUCUUGUUUUUGUGUUGCAACAUCCAAUUGUUAUCUUUUCAAGUCAUUUAUGUCGCCAAAGCCAGAGCUUGGCUUUGCAAAAGUUGAAGCAAAAAUUGGCCGUGGAUGACUCUUCUUCUGCUAAUUGUGAAUUCAAUGGUCACUUUCCCUAUCCAAAGACACUUUCUUGGAAUAGAAGCACUAAUUGUUGUACCUGGGAUGGAGUAACAUGUGAUAGAGUUACAGGUCAAAUAACUGGGCUCGAUCUUAUUUGCAGUCAACUUCACGGAACAAUUGAUUCCAACAGCUCCCUCUUCAAAAUUUCUCAUCUUCAAAAGCUUAAUUUAGCAUACAAUGAUUUCUCCCCUUCCCAAAUUUCAAGCAAAUUUGGCUUAUUUCCGAGAUUGACACAUCUUACCCUCUCGCGUUUGGGUUUUUUAGGUAGAAUACCAUCACAAUUAUUGAAUCUAUCUAAGUUGAUUUCGCUUGAUCUUUCUAUAGGUCUUGAGGAGUUGAGAUUUGGACCUCACACUUUCAAAAUGUUCCUUCAAAACUUAAUCCAAUUGAGGGAGCUUUACCUCACCUCAACAUACAUCUCUUCAUCACUACUUCUCUCAGGCCGCUACUUCUCUAGAACCAUUCCUAAAUCUAUUGGGAAUCUCAUACAACUCAAUAAUUUGCGCCUCCUAUCGAACAACUUCAAUGGUUCACUGCUAUCAACAAUCUCAAAUCUGGUACAACUUGUUGAAUUUGAUAUUUCAUCUAACAACCUUACUGGCGACAUUCCAAAUAUUUUCAGCAACUUCACCAAGCUCAAAUCUUUAUCCCUGUCAUAUAACCUAUUUUCAGGGUUUUUCCAUCCUCAAUUACAAACCUGACAAAGCUGGAGAGUUUAGAGCUCGCUAAUUGUUCUAUAACGGGUCCUAUUCCUUCUAUCACCACUGGAUUCCCCAACCUCAUCUUGCUCUUCCUAGUAGAUAACUCGCUUAGUGGGGAAAUACCAUCUUGGAUAUUUGAUCUUCCUUCCUUAAAAUACUUAAUUUUGAGAGCCAACUAACUUAGUGGUAAACUUAAGGAAGUUAGAUACAACUUGCUAGAAGUUCUUGAUGUGGGUGAGAAUAAGCUGCAUGGACCUAUUCCAACAUCAUUUUCUAAACUUGUGAACUUGACAACAGUAGAUAUUUCUACAAACAACCUUUCUGGUGGUCUAGAUAUUGCCAUGCUUUCAAACUGCAAACAACUUAGACGCCUUGGUCUUUCUUUUAACAAUCUGAUGGUAUUUUCAAGCCAGAAAGAUGUGACCUUGCCCAGUUAUAUCGGAAGUUUGUAUGCAUCUUCUUGCAAUAUAAGGGAAUUAAAUUUCUUACGAGCUGCAAAAAACAAUUGACAUUUAGAUCUUUCCAACAACAAGAUCCAUGGAGAACUUCCUGAUUGGGCAUGGUCUAACUGGCAAGUCUCGGUGUCUUAUUUGAAUCUUUCUAGCAACUUUCUAACUGCUAUCGACCCACUUGAUCACCUCGAGAAUCUUAUUUAUCUUGACAUUGGAUCUAACUUGAUUCAAGGAGAAUUACCUGCUCCACCUCCCUAUUUGCGAUUCUUUAUAGUCUCAAACAAUAACUUCACGGGGAAGUUAAUUUCAACAUUAUGCAAAAUGAGUUCCCUUGUGAUUCUUGAUUUGUCCAACAACAGCCUAAGUGGUGAAAUUCCAAAAUGUUUGGUAAACAUGAGCACAAGUCUCUCAGUGUUGGA
Molecule: messenger RNA, 1790 nt
Organism: Lycium ferocissimum
Lineage: Eukaryota; Viridiplantae; Streptophyta; Magnoliopsida; Solanales; Solanaceae
Product: receptor-like protein 9DC1
Exons: 1
Coding region: 44-919 (291 amino acids)
Source: RefSeq, a predicted model, not a curated record